This is a messenger RNA of Mercenaria mercenaria, 2449 nucleotides long. RefSeq names its product protein draper-like. The transcript has 7 exons. The annotation marks the transcript as partial. NCBI's taxonomy places the organism in Eukaryota, Metazoa, Mollusca, Bivalvia, Venerida, Veneridae. Gene Ontology annotation, molecular function: scavenger receptor activity. The record is from RefSeq and is a predicted model, not a curated record.
GUACGGAUACUCCGAAUACUGAAGUGGAUAUGGUUUUGUUUUAUACUUCCCGUUGAAGGAAUAGAACGUGAUACGAGAUGUUUCGGAAACUGUAACUGCUGUAAGAACGGUAGAUGUCAUUUUGCAUUUGGCUGGCCUAAUGUCUGCUCAGAGGGAUGCAUCGAUCGUCACAGGGCUGCUAGAUGUUAUGAGCUAUGCACAUACAAUUGCACAUCAUGUGAAAAUGACGCGACUAUAUGUACUGAAUGUUUCGAGGGUUUUCAUCUUGGACCAAAUAAAGAUUGUACAUCAGAAUGUCCCACAAACUGUAGAGCUUGUACUUCAGACACAAUGUGCACUGUUUGUAAGGACGGUUAUUUUAACAAAGAAGGAUCAACCACGUGUCCCUACUCUGUUUGUUCUGCGAAUUGUAAGUGCAGUGGUAAUACAUGUAAAACUUGUAUAAACGGCUUCUAUGACACAGGCAAUGAAUGUAAUAAAGAAUGUCUGUCUAACUGUAUGACCUGUUUAUCCAGAGAUCUAUGUAAUGACUGUAAACAUGGAUUUUAUAACGGGUAUGAAUUUGACAAUAACGGGAGACAGCUAUCCAAUAAUUGCACAUACAAAUGCAGAGAAAGCUGCACGAAAUGUCAAACAUACAAUAACUGCACUCAAUGCGUUAAAGGAAAAUAUGGCCAAAAAUAUCAGAAUAAUUGCUCCAUCGGUUGCAAAGGUCGGACAUGCCAUAUUGAAUCUGGUGAUUGUUCUUGCUCGUUAAACUUUGAUGGUGACAAAUGUGCGGAUUGUGUUAAUGGAAAAUAUGGAACCUAUUGUAAUGAGUCGUGUCCUGAACACUGCAAAAAUGGUAAGUGUAACAAAACUUCAGGAUAUUGUAGUGAAGGAUGCAUCACUAACACAAUAAUUGGCGCAACGUGUAAUACCUGUACAGUCGGGAUGCACGGUAUAGUUUGUGACAAAAUUUGUCCUACAAAUUGCAAAGCUAAAACGUGUAACCGAACAACCGGAUUUUGUUCUGGGGGUUGUGAAGGCAACUUUAAAGGUCAAUUGUGUGACACUUGUAUACAAGGAAAGUAUGGAGUAGCAUGUGACCAAAAUUGUUCAUUAAAAUGUGAAAAUGCUUUAUGUGAGAAAGAGACUGGAAAGUGCGUCAGCUGUUCUGGCAAUUUUGAGGGGGACAGUUGUGAAAACUGUCAGCCUGGCUUCCACGGACAGAAUUGCUAUGAUAGAUGUUCUACUCACUGCUACAAUACCACAUGUAGUAUCAAUACCGGUGUUUGUGAUUAUGGUUGCACAGAUGACUAUUCAGGAGACAUGUGUUGUGUGUUCGGCAGAAACUGUGUAAGGUGCGCGUCCAAAAAUGAAUGCAGAGAAUGUAAAUCUGGUUAUUUCGAUCAUUUGUGUGACAAGUCAUGCCCUGUUAAUUGUAUUGAUUCCUGUGACAUCCAUACAGGCGUUUGUCGCGAUUGCAUUAUAAAUCAUUUUGGACCCUUCUGCAACAGAACAUGCUCUGAAAAUUGCAAUGCUUUAGGCAGUGGGGGCACACGUCAUUGUACGUCAAUUAAUGGAAGUUGCACCUUUGGUUGUAAAAAUGGUUUCUAUGGCAUAACGUGUAAUGACACAUGCAGCGAACUUUGUAUUGACAAUAUUUGUAAACAGGAUAGUGGCAUAUGUGUAAAAGGUUGUGGUUGCACAUACGACGACGACCCAGUUUGUGUUCUUGAUUUAGGCAAAUCAGCGCUUGCUCCUGAUAAUUCAACAGCAAGAACUACAAAUAUUGUUUUAGGAACACUUCUGGCUUUAGCUACUUCUGCAUUAUGUAUCUUGUUGUUACGGAAAAUAGUAAGGAAAAUACGAUCUACAGACAGGCAAACCGAGAAUUCUUCAUAUCAAAUUCCAUUAAACCAUUCGUUGGUAGUGAAUCAAGCUCCACAAGACGGGGUUUCUGAAGCAGAUAAUUCCGCUUAUGAGAUUAUCGAUAGAACUCAGGGUGCUCCUGAACACACAUAUGAUACAGCUUCCCACAGUGCACCUAAAAGUACGGUCAAUCCUGGAAACACAGAUUAUAUGAAUCUGCAAAUCCAAAAAUCACGAAAUGACAAUAAUCGACCAUGAUUGUUUUCUACAAAAUAAUCAUUGAACUUUGAUGAGGAACUUGAACGGUCAUUACAUUUGUAGUUGGAGUGUGUAUUACUUAUCUAUCUGAUAAAUAUUCUCUAGAUUAUCUGUAUGAAUACCUUUGAAAAUGUAAAUGUAAUCCAGGAGUGUAGGUUUGUAGAGAUAUUUAGCACUUUCGCAAAUGGUCAGUUAAAAUAAAGUCUUUAAGUGUAUUGCAUUUGAUAUUACAUGUCUCCAUUAGCCUUCAGCUAAUGAUUAUGAACACAUCAAUGUUUUAUGUGGAAUUUCAUUUUUAAAUGGUAUACACUUAACCGAAAGCAGAUAGUGACAUAAA